This is a messenger RNA of Passer domesticus (house sparrow), 2170 nucleotides long. It is a transcript of the gene CIBAR1, whose product is annotated as CBY1 interacting BAR domain containing 1. Gene Ontology annotation, cellular component: ciliary transition zone; ciliary basal body. Bases 126 to 1106 code for a protein of 326 amino acids. The record is from RefSeq and is a predicted model, not a curated record. Gene Ontology annotation, biological process: cilium assembly. The transcript is spliced from 10 exons. Lineage: Eukaryota; Metazoa; Chordata; Aves; Passeriformes; Passeridae.
CGCGGCCCGUCCCGCAGGCCGAGGGGCGGGCCGGGCCGGGUGUCCAUGGAAACGGAGCGCACCCGGAGCGCCGCCCUCCUUCCCUGCUUCCCUGCUUCCCGCCGGCCGCCGCCGCAAUCGCCACCAUGAUGCUGCUGGGCCGCGGGCUGGACGCCAGGGACAAUCAGACUAGACAAAUGCAAGAUGCUGUUUCAAAUGUGGAAAAACAUUUUGGUGAAUUGUGCCAAAUAUUUGCUGGAUAUGUACGUAAAACUGCCAGACUACGAGACAAAGCAGAUCUUCUGGUAAAUGAAAUAUAUGCAUAUGCAGCUACAGAGACACCAAACUUGAAAGUUGGACUGAAAAACUUUGCAGAUGAAUUCUCCAGACUUCAAGAUUAUCGCCAGGCAGAGGUUGAUAGGCUGGAAGCCAAGGUUGUCGAACCUCUGAAAUGUUAUGGGACCAUAGUGAAACUUAAAAGGGAUGAUCUUAGAGCAACUUUAACAGCCAAGAGCCGAGAAGCCAAGCAAUUAUCUCAGCUGGAAAAGACACGUCAGCGGAAUCCAUCAGAUCUGCACGUUAUCGCUGAAAAUGAACUGCAUAGAGCGUCACUGGAUGCGACUCGAACAACUCGGCACUUAGAGGAAACCAUUGAUAAUUUUGAGAAACAGAAGAUAAGGGACAUCAAAAAUAUAUUUUCUGAAUUUAUAACUAUUGAAAUGUUGUUCCAUGGGAAAGCUUUAGAGAUAUAUACAGCUGCCUAUCAGAAUAUCCAAAAUAUUGAUGAAAAUGAAGAUUUGGAGGUUUUUCGGAGCUCACUUUAUCCUCCAGACUAUCAGUCUCGCUUAGACAUAGUUCGUGCAAAUUCCAAGUCCCCCUUGCAAAGAACUGGCUCCUCAAAAUCUUCACUGAGAACAGCACAGAUCUCCCGCAGAAUGCUAAGAAAAGAUGAAGAAGAGGAUGAGGAGGAAGAUGAAGAUGAUGAAGAGGAUGAUGAGGAGGAUGAAUUUGAUGCUACUAAGGAAAUGAUGCUGACUUGGAUCCAUUCUUGCCUAGACUGUGUUACCUCUCUGCUGAACACACCGGCACAUUCCUUAGGGAUUAAGGGUCUCAGACUGUUUUGUUAGACCUGCCCUAAAUGCCUCAAGCUGCUUUCGUACUAGUGAGAAAAAAGCCAAACUGAUGAAAACAGCCCCUGCAAUCUCUGUCAACUCCCCAUCCUUUGCUGUGUUGACAAACUACCAGUUCACUCUUUCCAGAUGAAGCAGCCAGCAUCAUUCUCACCAAGACCCAUAUCUGCAGAGCAUAAUAACUGAGAUCAUUAACUAUACAAGUUUUAAAGAUAAGACACACAUUUAAAUGGCAAUUUCCUUUUUAUUUUAAAAAAGUUGCAAAGCCAGCUAAUGAGAACAGCAGCUCUUCAACAGGAAUGCCUGCAAACAUAUGAAACCGAACAAAACCUGAAAAGGUUACACAAAAGGAAACAAAAAAAAAAAAUCAGUAAUUUCAAAAUUUUAUUAAGCUAACCUCAGUAAGAAGUGUCAUUUACUAAUGCAGGUAGCACUGAAAAUCUUCUAUUUGAACCGUUUGUGUGGUCAGCUAGUCAACUGUUUGUGCUGGUCAGCCAGCACUUACGUUUUUAUUUGAUACAAACACAUAAGACUGGAAUUAAUCUUAAAAAAAAAAAAAACAAAAAAAAAAAAACCCAAAGCAUUACAACUCCAUCCUUUUAUACCUUGAUGUAUGACAUUCAAUGUCCUACAGGUAUUUCAACCAAGAGCUAAACAACUGAACUGGGUAUUAUUUACAACCGUUGAUGGAAACUUUGUUUUGCAUCUUCCAGUAAUUAAAAGUUAAAGUAACUGUCAAUACUGUCAAACCUAGAAUGUGUUAUUAGAGCAUCUUUUCCUCCUUUACAGCAAACUUAACUUAACUUUCCGUGGACCAAUGGGCCUAUCAUUCAGUUCAUUAAUAGCAGCCAUAGCUUCCUCAUAGUUUGUCAUAGCAACAAUGGCAUCACCAGAAGGUAAUCCUUGUUCAUUGUACUGCACAGAAACUGACUCUGGUAUCACUCUAUAACCAUAGAAAAAAUCCAGAAUCUCGUUAGGAGUAGCUUUAAAAGGUAAAUUUUUCAACAGAAUAGGAACAACACGUUCAGAACCGCCACUGAAAUUUGGAUCUGGCAUAAAUC